Molecule: messenger RNA, 1203 nt
Organism: Kuraishia capsulata CBS 1993
Lineage: Eukaryota; Fungi; Ascomycota; Pichiomycetes; Pichiales; Pichiaceae
Exons: 1
Coding region: 1-1203 (400 amino acids)
Cellular component (GO): cytoplasm
Molecular function (GO): 2-oxoglutarate-dependent dioxygenase activity
Source: RefSeq, a predicted model, not a curated record
AUGACAACCGUUACUGUACAAGAAUCUUCUUCGUCAUCAGGGCAAACAAAACUCCCAAUUGUUGGUGAUACCUCUGACAAUAAACCAAGAUGGUCCAAUAAGCCAUUUGAUUUUACCGUUCCCCCAGAUCUCGAGGGAAAGUUUCCGGGGUAUAGAACACCAGAGUCGGAAUCUCCAUAUCUCUACGCGAGAAGGCAAGGAAUUCAGUAUCCCAAUUACACUCAAUGGAAAAUGGAGCCUUAUGUUGAGAAAUCUGGUUUUCAAGACAAAGGCACCCUUUCCCAUCCGGAAAAGAGCAGCCUUUUGAAAGCUGCCAAAGAGGUUAUUCAUUUGACCCCAUACUGUGGUACGGAAAUUGUGGGGUUGAAACUUUCUGAGCUCACUGAUGAACAGAAGAAUGACUUGGCCAGGUUAGCUGCCGAAAGGGGAGUUGUUCUCUUCAGAGACCAGGAUGAUCUCCAUAUCAGAGCGCAAAUCAAGUUCACCUCUUAUUUUGGAGAACCACAUAUUCAUCACCAAAGUGGGAUUAUUCCGGACUUGCCUUGGGUACAUCCAGUCUAUAAGGACGAAACCUCGGUGAAUGGUCUCACCUCACAAGUUUGGCACUCGGAUGUCCCAUAUGAGCUUAAUAGUGCUGGUAUCUCUACAUUGAGAUUCGAUGUUCUACCUCAAACUGACAGUGGAGAAUUCAUUGGAGGAGACACCUUAUUUGCUAACGGAUAUCUGAUUUACGAGGCUCUUGAUCCCCAGUUCAGAUCCUGGUUGGAAACUCUAAAGGCUAGAAGCAGUGGCUUUGGACAGGCUGCUCUGGCAGCAAAAAGUGGCUUGGAAACCAGAAGACCACCUAUUAUUACAGAGCAUCCUAUCGUGAGGACAAACCCAGUCACAGGAUUGAAGUCUCUUUAUAUUGCCGAGAACUUUACUACCGAAAUUGUCGGACUGGAGAAGAGGCUGAGCAGAAGUGUCUUGGAUUACCUCUUCGACCAUGUUAGGAGAUGUUUGCAGUUUCAGUGCCGUAUAAAAUGGACUCCAAAUGCCGUUGCAGUUUGGGAUAAUAGGUCACAUUUUCACACUGGUAUCUUUGAUUACUUUCCCAAGACAAGGCAUGGAACCAGAGUGAUUGCGCAAGCAGAACGUCCAUAUUUCGACAAAGACUCGAAACUAUUUAGUGAGGUCAAAUUUAAGGGCUACACCACUGUAUAG